CUGUGUUUACAGCUUACGGCCUAUAUAUUGUAAGUUGUAGCAAUAAGGUAAAGCUAAAAGUUCUUUUUAAAAUGGCUGUAAUUUAAAUUCUCGUUCGUGUAGAUAUUUAAUGCUUAAACAUGUGGAAAUAUGUAACGCGUCGUUUGAGGGAUACAAUUGAAAAAAGUGCUAAUCAUUUUGAUAUACGAAGUUCUGCUUUUAUUAAUACUCCGAAUGAGUUUUGUGACGAGAAUAAGAAGUAUAGUUCACCAUGCUGUUGGUUUAACCCGCGUAAAUGUUGGAGUUCCUACCAAAAUGAUGAUACAAAAAGUAAAAAGUGGAAUUUCGACCACUUAAACCACACUUGGAUAGGUGCCAUUACAUGGAGCAGUGCUUUGGUAUUCGGUUGGUAUGCUGGACAGCUAAUCCACCUCAAGAUUAAGAAUCAAGUUGCUAAUAAGAAGUAUCAACACACAAGUAUUAAUUCACUUCUUGCAUCCCUACAGCAUCUUAAACAUGCACAAAAGGCUAAUAAAUUAGACACAAUCUAUGAGAUAGCUGGUGAUAAUACAGUGGCACCUGUUCUUCAUUUGAUAUCAAAUGAUCCUAAAGGAGAAAACAAUACCGAUAGUAAUAAAAGUUCUGAUAGCUCUAGUAACGAUCUAGGAGAAGUUCUGAAUUCCAUUGAGAACAAAUUGGGCUUAGCAGCUAUUGAGAAUGGACAACAUAAAGAUGGAUUGAACUUGUUAAGGUCAGCUGCCAAUAGAAAUCAUCCUCCAGCCCUCUUCAAUCUGGGUUUGUGCUACGAGAUGGGAUUAGGAGUCAAAGUUGAUGAGAAAGUUGCUAUGGAAUUAUAUAGAUCUGCAGCCGCACUUCAUCAUCCUGGUGCCCUAUAUAAUCUUGGCAUCUAUUAUGGACAAGGCCGUGGAGGUCUAACAAAAGAUAUUCAUACAGCAACAAGGCUUUUACGACUAGCUGCUGUACAAGGUCAACAAGAUGCAAUUACGGCCUUGAACAAGCUAGAUGUUGACAUUAAGGAACCAUCAUCCCCACAAGAAAGGGGGUGUUGGACAAAGCAGUACAGUCCGUUAAUGGAAAAUGGAAUAAUCCCAACUUAUUCUUCACUCUUUGUUGACAAUGUAACUCCUAUGACAAGUUACAAUUAUGAACCUAUUGUUUACUGAUUUAAUAAUUACUCUACUAAUAUAGUGGUGGGAUGUUGUAUUUUUAUUUGAUUAAUAUGGUUUUUUAUAUU
Molecule: messenger RNA, 1234 nt
Organism: Pieris brassicae (large cabbage white)
Lineage: Eukaryota; Metazoa; Arthropoda; Insecta; Lepidoptera; Pieridae
Exons: 4
Coding region: 120-1163 (347 amino acids)
Molecular function (GO): protein binding
Source: RefSeq, a predicted model, not a curated record